Molecule: messenger RNA, 1527 nt
Organism: Marmota flaviventris (yellow-bellied marmot)
Lineage: Eukaryota; Metazoa; Chordata; Mammalia; Rodentia; Sciuridae
Source: RefSeq, a predicted model, not a curated record
AGCCCAGGGCGUGGAAAAUAUGAUUUCUAUAUUAGUUUGGGAUUGGCUAUGACCUCCAGCAUUUUCAUAGGAGGGAGUUUCAUUUUGAAAAAAAAAAAAAGGCCUUCUGCGACUUGCCAGAAAAGGAUCCGUGAGAGCAGGUCAAGGUGGCCAUGCAUAUCUUAAAGAACGGUUGUGGUGGGCUGGACUACUGUCAAUGGGGGCAGGCGAGGUGGCCAACUUCGCUGCAUAUGCCUUUGCACCAGCCACGCUAGUGACUCCGGGAGCUCUCAGCGUCCUCGUAAGUGCCAUUCUUUCUUCAUACUUUCUAAAUGAAAGACUUGAUCUUCAUGGGAAAAUUGGAUGUUUGCUAAGCAUUCUAGGAUCUACAGUUAUGGUCAUCCAUGCUCCAAAGGAAGAGGAGAUUGAGACGUUACAUGAAAUGUCACACAAGUUAGGUGAUCCAGGUUUUGUGGUAUUUGCAACAAUUGUGGUCAUUGUGUCUUUGAUAUUAAUCUUUGUGGUGGGACCUCGCCAUGGACAGACAAAUAUUCUUGUGUACAUAACAAUCUGCUCUGUGAUUGGAGCAUUUUCAGUGUCCUGUGCAAAGGGCUUGGGCAUCACCAUCAAAGAACUGUUAGCUGGAAAGCCUGUGGUGCGGCAUCCCCUGGCCUGGGUUCUGCCUCUGAGCCUCCUCAUCUGUGUGAGCACACAGAUCAAUUACCUAAACCGGGCCCUGGACAUAUUCAACACUUCCCUUGUAACACCAAUAUAUUACGUUUUCUUUACAAGUAUUCUUUUUAAGGAGUGGCAAGAUAUGCCUGCUGAUGAUAUCAUUGGGACUCUGAGUGGCUUCUUCACAAUCAUUGUGGGGAUAUUCUUGUUGCAUGCCUUUAAAGAUGUCAGCUUUAGUCUAGCAAGUCUGCCUGUGUCUUUUCGAAAAGAUGAUAAAGCAAUGAAUGGCAAUCUCCCUACUAUGUAUGAAGUUCUUAAUAAUAAUGAAGAAAGCUUAACCUGUGGAAUUGAACAACACACUGGUGAGAAUAUCUCACGGAGAAAUGGAAAUCUGACAGGUUUUUAAGGUGCGAUUUAAAGGUUAAAUUAUGUUAUAGUGAUUUUGAAUAUCAGAAUCUGUCUGAAAAAGCAUUGUCCUCAAAUAAUGUUCUCUAAAGACAAUCUUUUUUAAGUUUUCACUAAUUUGGACCAAGAAGUUACUUUUCUUAUAUUUAAACAAUGGUAGCUCACUAAAAAUGGCCUCAGUAUGUGGCCAAUUUCUAUUAACAUUGUAUAAUUGUAGAGGUAUUUUACAUUUUGAUUCUUUCUUCAAAAUCUAAAUGCACUAAUGACAAGUUUUAAGUCUAUAAAAAUGCUUUAUUUUUUCACUAUUGAUGAAAGUCUGAAAUGUACAUUUGUCAUUCCCACUCCAAUCAAUCCCUGAUCAUGUAAGGCUUUUUGAUUGUAAACAAGAACAAAACUAUCCCAAUACAUUAUCCUCUGAUUUAUCUUACCUAUAAAAAAAUAAAUAAAAAAUAUAUUUUUAGUUGUUAA